This is a messenger RNA of Aspergillus aculeatus ATCC 16872, 1350 nucleotides long. RefSeq lists its product as uncharacterized. The coding region runs from base 1 to 1350 and encodes 449 amino acids. The record is from RefSeq and is a predicted model, not a curated record. NCBI's taxonomy places the organism in Eukaryota, Fungi, Ascomycota, Eurotiomycetes, Eurotiales, Aspergillaceae. The transcript is spliced from 2 exons.
AUGGCGACAACACCACCGCCGCCUUCCACGCUACGGAUUCCUCCCACCCCCCGACACGGUGCCAAAUAUGAUCAAUAUGAGCCCUAUUCUACGCGUUUUUCGUCCAGACUAGCCAGUCAACGUGCUUCCAGAGAGUCUCAGACCACGCCGCCGCCUAGUUUUCCGCCUGCGCGCGCAAGCUCAAAGCUUCCGAAGAAGCAAAACGCCCGGGAAUCAGCAACAUUGUCACCACCAGGCUCUAUCCAAAGUUCUCCUCGGAAGCAAAAAUCGGGCCGGCUCACUGGAACACAUUCACUACCACACUCCACUCUGGACGACUCCGACCCUUUCAACACCGAGCCUUCCCACACUCGUCCCCCACAAUUUCUCCGACCCACACUCACUGAAGGGAUGCUGCCCACACCAGCAAAAACGCCACGGAAGAAGGCAGUCGCAGAUGUUGGGAAUACCGCCAGAGUUCUCUUUCCUCCGCCUCCCAGCUCUAGCUCACGGAAGAAGCCUAAGAAACAUACUGGGUUUUCUCUAGAUAGCUUCACUGAGGAUUUCGGCCAAAGCGGAACAGAGAUCAAGAUCUACACCGAUUCUCGCGAUCGUGUCCCAGAGUUGGAUAAGAGUGAAGGAAACCCGUUCUACAAGAAGCCCAGUAGUAACACAGGCACUCGCUCUUCCCGACGCAAAGAGAUGAUCCGUGAUAAGGAAGUCGAGGAGUCAGUCAGGCGUGAAGAUGGCAUGGUCUACGUAUUCCGUGGCAAGAAAAUGUUCCGCAAGUUCACCGAUGACGUUGACAGCUGUGGCGAGGACGAAGACGAUGAUGACCUGGGCUUGCUGGCGGCUCGUCCAGAUCUUAUCGAUGAAUCUGUGACCGCGAAGCUUCGACCUCUCACUCGCUCAUCAAUCAAACCCCGCGUGCUCUUCCGUUCUGCGGCUUCUGAUGCACAGCAGGAUGGCACGGGCGAAGCGGACGAAGAAGCAGCUACAGAUAUUGAGGAUCAACUACUUGACGUUGAGGCUGAAGAGACAGACAAUACCGACCUCGAUCUCGACAUGCUGCAGAGGUCUGUCACACCUCCCCGGACUACCACAGCGUCCCCUUCAUCUCCCGGUGGCACAGUACGCUCCCUGAGCUCUCGAAUCAAGCGAGAUAGCACAGAGAAGAGCGAAACCCCGUCUGCCUCGGGCUCCGGAAUUAAGAAGAAGCGCGUUAGUCCCUUCGACGGCUGGCUUCGAAGCAAGCAGGCUCCCCCCGUGAUCGGUACCAAGGCCAAGAAGCGUGACGCGGACGCUGCUGCCAGUCCUGGUCCCGUUCCGAAGAAGACCCGCGGCAAUCGCGCAACUACGUCGAUAUCAUGA